Messenger RNA from Selaginella moellendorffii, 936 nucleotides. Its product is annotated as calcium-dependent protein kinase 34-like. The transcript is spliced from 2 exons. Gene Ontology annotation, molecular function: calcium-dependent protein serine/threonine kinase activity; ATP binding; calmodulin binding. Bases 1 to 936 code for a protein of 311 amino acids. NCBI's taxonomy places the organism in Eukaryota, Viridiplantae, Streptophyta, Lycopodiopsida, Selaginellales, Selaginellaceae. Gene Ontology annotation, cellular component: cytoplasm; nucleus. Gene Ontology annotation, biological process: protein autophosphorylation; intracellular signal transduction; peptidyl-serine phosphorylation. The record is from RefSeq and is a predicted model, not a curated record.
AUGGAGAAGUAUGAGGUUGUGCCCAGCUCUGGAUUGCCUUUGGUAAGAGCUUUGAACAACAACAAGAUCUUCUGUUGUAGGACAGUCAGUGUGACAGGUGAUAAUCAAGAAUUCUGGGAACUGAGGAAUGAGAUUCGGAUCUUGACACUUCUCAAGGGCACUCCUGGGGUGAUGGAAUUGAUGGAAGUUGUAAGAGAACCCACACGCUGGCACUUGAUAAUGGAACCUUGUGAGGAUCAUUUGUAUGAGCGUCUUAAAUCCCAGGGAAAAAUGGGCGAGAGAGAAGCUGCCCUUUUAGUUCACAGAAUGGCGGGGGUAUUACACCGUAUGCACUUCCUUGGGAUUUUUAGGUACAAUGAGAUUCUUGUCAAGGGAGAAGACUUGGAUGAUGUGAGAUUCUCUGGUUUUGAUGAUAGCAUUGUGUUAAGGCGUAAUUAUCGAGAAGAAAUUACUGUAGAUAUUAGAUGGUUGGGGUAUGUUUUAAUUCUUCUAUUGACGAACAUCUGGUUAGAGGACCAGCCACGUUCUUUUAACUGGCGGAUUAUGGUUCCACCAGGGGCAGCAAAACUGAUCCAAAGCAUGUUAGAUGAUCGUCAUUUAACAGCAGCACAAGUGAAGAAUCAUCCAUGGGUGCUAAAGUACGUGGAAAAGGAAACUUUGGUGGCUUCUUCUCUCUCCCAGGUGUCUUUGCCACCUUUCCUCCGGCCUUUCUCUCAGUCUUCAUCCACGUCUUCUACUAUCAAUCUCUCUAUCCUGCGAGUGUUCACUUUUCGUUACUUCCACGUUGGUCACGUCCAAAUGCGUGCGAAUGUCCUUCAAACAAAAAAAUCACUCAUUCGAGAACAUGAAACGAUGAUAAACGAACGAGAAACAGGUCUUCUUAUAACCUGCUCUGGAUCGAGGGGCCCGAGUGAAUUUAGGUUAGGAAAAAUCUGA